AUGGGCUGCUACCUGCUGCUGCUGCUGCUGCUGGGACUGUCAGGUCAGGGCUCACCCGAGAGCCACCCCGAGGUGCUGCAGGCACCUGUGGGGUCAUCCAUCCUGGUGCAGUGCCACUACCGGCUCCAGGAUGUGAGAGCUCGCAAGGUGUGGUGCCGGUUCUCGCAGGAAGAGUGCCAGCCACUGGUGACCUCAGCUGUGGACCGAAGAGCCCCAGGAAAUGGGCGCAUAUUCCUCACUGACCUUGGUGGGGGGCUCCUGCAGGUGGAAAUGGUGACCCUGCAGGAGGAGGACACAGGGGAGUAUGGCUGUGUGGUGGAGGGAGCUGCGGGGCCCCAGACUCUGCAUAGAAUCUCCCUGCUGGUGCUUCCACCUGUUCCUGGCCCAGGGGAGGAGGAGGCAGAAGAGAACGAGAGCAAUAGAACUGGAAGUCUGCCAAAGGACCCCUCCUUGGACCCCGCGGGGAGUGCUGGUCCUCACGAGUUCAGGAAGCAUGAGAAAAGGUGCCAAAAACAGUGUAUCUAUCUGAUCUGGGGUGCUGCAGUGCUUCUGCUGGGCCUGCUGGUGGUGGCUGUGGUGCUGUUUGCUGUGUUGGCCAGAAGGAAAGGACAUAGGCUCGGUGUCUGUGCCUGGUCCCAGAGCAGUGGCGUUUCAGGCACGGAGCCCUCCUCAGCUGUCCCCCACAGCAGCGACUCUGGACUGGAUGCCGCAUUGCCCACAGACAUACCCUAUGUGAGGUUAGACUCACCACCUUCCUUUGACACCACCUACAAGAGCUCUCCUGUUGAUCCUCCGUCAAGGAAAUCCCCGGACCCACCCCUACAACCCCCUCUACCCCCUAAGGUUCUGACGUCAUCCAAGCCUGUGACACAGGCCACAGUUGUCUUCCUGAGGGGGGACAAAGGUGACGACGGAUCUUCCUGUGAGCCUGCUCAGGAUCUACCCACCCAGUUAAAUAAUACACCUUAA
Messenger RNA from Arvicola amphibius (Eurasian water vole), 969 nucleotides. RefSeq names its product triggering receptor expressed on myeloid cells like 1 (gene Treml1). The transcript has 6 exons. The record is from RefSeq and is a predicted model, not a curated record. Bases 1 to 969 code for a protein of 322 amino acids. Lineage: Eukaryota; Metazoa; Chordata; Mammalia; Rodentia; Cricetidae. Gene Ontology annotation, molecular function: transmembrane signaling receptor activity. Gene Ontology annotation, cellular component: plasma membrane.